CUUCUAGGAAUGCUAAAUAAACAGAUUUCAAUCAUUGGAUCGUGAAGGUCAAAAGCUAAAACGUCAUUUCAGUGUUAGGAGAAAAAACAGAUAGAAUACGAAAACUUAGUAAUUAGACAACAAAUAUAUUUAAGCCAAAAUUGCACACAAGUGUAGGAGAAAGAGAGGAUGUUAUUGCUAGGUAGUGAUAUUGAUUAAGAGUAAACUCUAUGUAAGAGGUUGUUGUUACAACGAUUGUAGAGAAUUAGAGAGAUUAGAGAAGAGACGUGGACGAUGACAUCUAGAUAAAUGCCUGGAAUUGCAAAGAGUUGUACGUCAUAUUAUUAAGCAGGUCCAUGGGAAAUUGAGCUGGUUUAAGAAUUAAAAAGGAAAAUUAUGACGUCUGAUAAAGUAUCUUCGCGCUGGGGAUAACAAAAAGUCAGAUGUUGUUGUAAAAACAAUUGCCUUACUUUUGAACAAUUCAUAUUACUAUGCGCUACAUAUUUUAUAAUAAACGCUUAAACUUGAACCGAAUAAAAGUCGCGGUUCUCCAAUACACUUUCCAACACUUAUCAUCACUUGACAGCGAUAAACAACAACAACAACGACAAUAAUAACAACCACAAAGUUUGAUAUAAACUUUAUGCGCUAAUAUUAAUGAAAACAUUAGUAGUUAAGCGUGCGAAGAGACAUUUUGCAAAAUAGGGCUGGAGUUUUGGUUCCAAGUGUGCUUUAAGUAUUAAUUGUUCACUUUACAGAAAACGAUUGUGUAAAAAUAUUAUUGACACAAUCGUUUAAGCGUACUGCUAUGGAACUAUCAUCAGACUCUGAAAUUCGUAAACGUGUUGGCUUGAUUCAAUAUGGGCACAGUGAAGGGAUCAAUAAAGCAGUUGACGAGCAUGUCAACUCACGUUCUUUAAAAAACGGUCACAAAAAGCAUAAUAUACCUAUGACAAUGUCUGAAACAACUACUACUACUACUGGAACGUCAGCAGCACAGUUAAUAACGCCUCUAGAGAAAUCGUAUCGUAAUGGCAUUAAACGAAGUCUAAGUGAAAGUUCUGCUGAUGAGUAUCAGAGAAGUUGUAAAGAAAAUAAUUCUAGCGGUUAUAAUAGUAAAAUGUGGCAAAAUGAACUGUUGGUCAAUGCUAGUAGCACGCUACCACAACCACAACGUAAGAAGGACGUUUUGGAUCCGGCUGAACGUGAUAAUAAAUAUCGCCGUAUAAGUAAUUUUAUCGAUAUAGCCAUCAGAGUAGCUAUAGUUAUAUCAUUUAUCAAAUUGGAAUUAACAGUACCGUUUAAAAGAAAAAUUCACUUAGAAGAGCUAUGGCUUUACAAAAAUCCUCGUAUGCCUGAUAUUGUUGCGCCCCUCACUCUGAUAGUAGCAGUUAUAUUUGGACCAUUUUGUACUACACUUUUACGUUUAUUAAUAUCAAAAGAUCGACGCGAUUUUCGUGCCGCAAGCUGGGCAUGGACGUUGGCUUUAUGUUUAAACGGUGUUAUAACAAGUUUAUUAAAAAUUACCGUAGGCCGACCUAGACCAGACUUUUAUUAUCGUUGCUUUCCCGAUGGUAAAAUGGUGUUUAACAAUCUGAAUGCAACCACAGAUAAUACAAUUGAUAUAUACAACUGUACUGGAAAUAUAAGAGACAUAAAUGAAGGUUUUAAAAGUUUUCCCAGUGGACAUUCAUCGUUUGCUUUCGCUAGUUUUGCGUUUAUAACAUUUUAUGUUGGAGCUAAGUUGCAUGCAUUUGACAGUAGGGGCCGAGGUCAAACGUGGCGUUUAUGUUGUGUUUUGACACCGCUUAUAUUAGCUGGCCUGAUUGCUAUUAGUCGCACUUGUGACUAUCAUCAUCAUUGGCAGGAUAUUGUAGUUGGUGGUUUUAUUGGAUUUUUCACAAGUUACUGGGCAUAUAGACAAUACUAUCCUUCAGUGUUUUCAAUAAAUUGUCAAAGAUCUUAUAAUAGAUAUAAUUCAUUCCAUUCACUUAGAAAAACCAAAUCUUUUAACAAGUUAUAUACAGACAGCGUAGAUGCUGCAAGUGAUACUAGUGAUGAUUUUGAUGUUGGUACUAAAAUAGAGAGGCAUCCAUUAAUAAUAAGCGAAAAACGCAGUCAUAAAAAAAUUUAAUUUUUUUAAGCUGAUUAACAUUAUCCUAUGCACAUACAGAAGUAGAAUAUUAAAACACAGCAGUGCUGUAGAAAGACGUAUUUCAUAGCUUAAUUUUAAGAUAAUUAAUUCUUAAUUUUAUAAAUAAGAAAUAUAACAGAAAGCUAAUGAAGACUAAUUUUAAAAUUAUGCGACUGGAAAAUGAAUGAAAUGAGUAUUGUGUGCAUAUUUAACGAACUUUGAAAAUAGUUUAAAUUAUAAAAAAUUAUUCUAAAAAGAAAACUGACGACGGUUCUAGAAAAUAAGUUAUUUCUCCAUCACUUGAUGUGAAGUACUGCUUAUAUAUGCAUGCAAGUGCAUUUCAAAUCUUUCGACAUAGUUAAUCGUUGUUAAUUAGCAAGCUUAUUAGUUGUUUUCAAUUUGUCCUUAAGAUUAGUCAAUUAUUUAUUUAAUAAAUGUAAAUAAAUAGUUUAGUAAGUAUGUACUUUGUAGAAUAAUUGCAGUAGAUACAUUGCAUCUUUACUAUUAAAUGAAAUUAAUUUAAAUAUUGUCUAUAAUAAAUUGUGUCCAUUUAGAUUAGUUAUCAAUACGACUAUAAAAUUAUACACAGAAAAAAUUCUUAAUUCCUUUAAUUGAUUAAGUUA
Messenger RNA from Teleopsis dalmanni, 2736 nucleotides. Its product is annotated as phospholipid phosphatase 5. NCBI's taxonomy places the organism in Eukaryota, Metazoa, Arthropoda, Insecta, Diptera, Diopsidae. Gene Ontology annotation, biological process: phospholipid metabolic process. The coding region runs from base 788 to 2113 and encodes 441 amino acids. The transcript has 5 exons. Gene Ontology annotation, molecular function: phosphatidate phosphatase activity. The record is from RefSeq and is a predicted model, not a curated record.